Molecule: messenger RNA, 5010 nt
Organism: Giardia duodenalis
Lineage: Eukaryota; Fornicata; Diplomonadida; Hexamitidae
Exons: 1
Coding region: 1-5010 (1669 amino acids)
Source: RefSeq, a predicted model, not a curated record
AUGCCACCGUGCACAGUGGAGCUAUCCUUGUACUUUCUUGCCUGGGAUAAGGUAUAUGCGUAUUUGCGCUAUAGAGAUUUACCAAUCUUCAAUAAGACUGGCAGGCACGAACCGCUCGGUGUGUUUUUCCCUGCCGGACGUCCGUGUCUCAUUAAGUACCAAAACGUUGAGCUGGCCGGGGAAAAGCUUGAUGCAGAGUGGUCUGCUGCCUGCAAACCCACAGCUAGCUCUCCAAAAAUGCUUUUUAUAUCUGAUCAUGCAGAGCCAGUCGAGGGCCUGUCUGAGCUUAGCCUUGCUGCGGUCUACUCUGUUGGCGGAGACAUCUUUUUUGGUGACAGGAGCUUCCUGAUAUCUAGAUUUGAAGGCUUUUUUCCCAUACCAGAGAUGUACGCCACAUCGGCUGCUCAACUUAGCGGAUUUGAAUUUAUUGUAAAGGACGUUCACCUAUAUAUCUCCAAGGCUCUGCUAAUUGCUUUGCAUUCGGGCGACUCUGCUGCUUUGAACGCUCUUCCAGAACAGGGUGUUUUGCACCAGAUGAGAACGUCCAUUCGAGGAAUUUCGUCUCUGAGCGCGUCACUUGUGGCAUCUGUGGAGCUCCAGGAACAGGAGUACAACGAGAACCUGGAGGCACUUGCUACCCUUAUAGUUCCCGAGAGUGUUCAACGUUCUUCCUCCUGUCCCGAUUCUGAGUCUAGCUUGUUUACACAAUUGGCUAGUUUGCUUGGAGAUGUUUUUAUGCCGAUCUAUCUGUUUGAUUUCUCUAAGGGAAAGCCACCCUCUGUCGAUUCGUCAGAACCCACUUUGCAAGCAUACCAGGGAGAAAGGUUCUUCAUUUCUCUUGUUGCUGAUGUCGAGGUAUAUAGUAAGCCCAGCAGCUUGACGUGGAUUCACAGGACAACAACGCCGUGCUUUUGCGGCACCACUUUACGCUUUUUUCUCGAUGACAUGUAUAAGAUAAUUCAGUUAUUUUUUCAAAAAAUUGAGCUACAGCCGGUUAUUUAUUUAUACCCUGCGGCCACAAUGAAUGAUUGCAACGCAGAAAUAGACCUUGUUCAGUAUUCUUCUAAAUCAGGGUUGUUUGGGGCAGUUGUUUUAGUUCCCUUCCUUUGCACGCACGCGUUUCUAUCGUCUGCGGAAGCUUGCAUUGAUGUAGCUGCUAAUAUCUUUACUUAUUGCUUUCUGUCCUGGGCGGUUAGCUCUAUUCUCUCAUAUAGUACGACGCAUACCAGAAUGAAGAGCUCCCUGACGGAUUUCUUCAUGCUGUCCCUUUUCUAUCAAUAUAAGUCUUUAAUUCUAUCGUUUCUAAGCGAUUCCGGACUCUGCAUGGACGCCUAUCAUACCUAUGACCCACAACUCUUGGAAUACACCGCUAUCGACAGGCUGAUGAAAGAUAUACAUGCACUACGGCAGAUGACGUAUUACAGAUAUGAUCGGAGGCUUGAUCUGCAAAUUUAUGAGUUCAUAAUCUCUCUCCACAAGAGCGCGUCUCUUGAUCUAUACAGCUCUCAGACGUCUAGUAAGUAUCUCAGUGACAUGGCAAAGCUGCUUGCGUUUUCUUUGAGCCUGGAUCUUCCAUCCAGUAUUCUCACAAACACCUGGGCGCAAGAUAACAUCAUAAAAGAGGUUGAGUGUGCGUUUUUCUCUCCAAUCCUGACACGAUAUGUCGCAUUACACGAUGGUUCCCAUGCACUGCAUACCAAGAAUCGCACCGCUACGUCCUCUAACUCGCACAUGAGCUUCUUGCCGACGGUGAUGUUUGUUUGCGGACCAACCGACAAGACCUAUGCAACUUACUUUGAACAGCAUGCAGAUCCAGUACGUUCCAUUUUCUCGCGGCCACCUCAAUCUGGUUCAUCUCAGAACUCCGUUUUUUCUUGCUUAAAGACCUUGCUACUGCUUCCUAGUAAUGUCAUUGGAUUAUCUUCCUCAUGUCCACAGUUAAGAUCUAUGAAGGACGUCCUCAUGGAUACUAAGGACGUCUUUGCGGAGAUUGCUACUUACUUGAGUCCGCCGAUGACAUACACGUUUUCUCUUCUUGAAAAUGAUCACAUCAAGCUUACUACGUACUCUAAGCAUGUCAUUUUGUCCGCCUCUACCAUCUAUGCGCAGUUCUAUUCUAAGCUAUAUACUCUUCCACAAGUCACCGUGCAAUCUGAGCUACUAAGAUUGGCCGAAAGUCUAUCAAUUAUUAAUACAAUACCCUCGAAAUUAUCAUGUCUUUUCUGCCCCCAUUACACGCGAAAUGCAUUUUUUCUUCAAAUCAUGACUCCUAAGGCACUUAAAUCCCUGCACCAGCAAGAGAUGCCUGACGAUGGACAAGUCAAGGCCCCAGAUGGGAUCUUGUGUAUUGGCACUGCUGCCCAAGAAUGUUCUCAAUCCCUCUCCGCAGCGGUUGAGCUGACGAAGAUCAUCAGCUCCACACACAACCAGGCUAGAGUGCUGGAGCAACUAUACACGGGGUCUCACCACGAAGACCGUCAUCUGUCUAUGUUGACUCACUUUGACUCUAAUUUCUCAAUACCCUUUUCUAGCCUAAGGCUUUUACUCGACAAGAAGGUUCAAAAUGAGCGGCCUAUAGUGGUGUUCAAAGCAGAGCUUAACUUAAUUUUCAAAAGCAUUAGCGCAAGCACCGGUGAGUACUUUUCUACCAGUGGGGCCUCAUCUCCGGCACCUCUUACUGACGUUAUGUUUGUGCACAUCCUCCAUCCAGGCUCAUUUAGAGACCUUGCUAAAGUCUUCUAUGCUAGAGACUUCUCUAAUUUGCAAUUGAAUUCUGGCAUUGUAGUGUCCUAUCCUUCUACCAACUGCUUUGUCGCACGGCAUGCACGAAGCGGUAUUCUUGGCAUAGUUGAACCUUUUCUGCUGUUUGUCUGCCCCCGUGGUAAUCCACCCGAUCCAUUGCGGCUCGUAGAGGCUUUGAAUAUGUCUGCCAGAAACGCACAUCUGCAUUUCCUAUACAAAAUUGGGGCGGAGCUCUCCCAGAUGGGCACCAUCAACGCUGAUUUAAUAGACAUCAUCAUGUCCACUGUGGAGACGCAAGGAAUCUUCAGCCAGCUCAGUAUCUAUUUCCUUGUUAUGUCCAAGCUUCUCUUCGUUCUUAGAAGCAUUAUUUUGAAUGAAACCUCAUCUGUAACCUCGUCCCUGCGACGGGCAGCAGCCUCUUAUCUUUAUCUCAUUGGUGACCGCGUCUGGUUGAUAGACUACCUGACCACCCUUUUACGGAUCAUCCGACACUAUACAGACCAAUCUUCUGCUAUUGUUGCAGCCGGUAUAGUCAAGUCACUACUGCCUAUCUUUUGCCGGGUGGACGCAGGCCUCUACCUGCUGCUGCAGCUUUGUAUUCGAGGUGUCUGUAGCAAGGAGCGCAAGGCACUGGAUACUAAUCGUGACGGACUUAGAACUGUGGUAUUAACAGACGCAGAGUGCCGCUGCAACUUAGUUUAUAAUAUGGAUUUCUGUGCACAAGUCCUGCGCAAUGCGGCCAUCUUUUCCUACACUAGAGCCACUGGUCCCACGGUGUCAUCAUUCGACUUGCAGCGCUCCUGUUCGCCAACCUGCUUGUGUGAUCUAGAUGGGCAGAAGUUGUCGUCUGGCUGUGAGGGCAAGCCAAAAACAGCGUGUACCCUCCGGACCAUGCUCGGCAUUCGGCAAAAGGUGACAGACCUCAUCGAUCUGUUGAUGAAUCCCGCAUCGGUACACAGUCUCAGGGUUAUAAAGUCUCUCGAUGACGUGUCAGAAUUGGUACAGUCCGUUUUAUUCUAUGCAGUAACGCGUAUCCGUCUAUUUUCUGAAAUGGAGUGGCUAUUGAAGCUCCCAUCCAUAUGCGAGACCAUAUAUAUCUAUAUAGGUAGGUAUUCAGAAGGCACUGAUCUCCUGUGCACCCAAUCAGAUAUUGCUAAGUGCCCUGAGCCCAUCAGGACGAAGGUCCAAACAAUUCACUUUCAAAUGCUUGCCAAUCUAUUAUCCAUACCGGUAAAGCAACAUGCGCUCGUGGUUGUUGAACAAGCUGAACGUAGCUCUUCACCCUAUUGGACCACCAUGCACCAGCUGCUUUCUCACUUAGUGCAUGUCAAUGUACCAAUUAGCGAGUUCACCCUAUCAUCUGUGCUGCACCUACUGGUCAAGUUAGGGACAGACCUACACUUAGCUCCACAGUGCCGACAAAUGGCACUUCAACUGGCGUACAUACUGCUAUCACGCACUAACGUUGUAACACCUGUAGCACCAGCUCACUUUUUAUACAUAAACAUUAUCAUAGGCGCUUUUGGGACUCGCAGGGCGAUCCACUCUUUGACGUUUCUGGAAUGGACGCUUGAGGUCCAACCCUACAUUACGUACUUUAUGAAUAAUUUUGGAGGCUACGCGUUCAACCCCCAGCGGCCCUCUAUUCCGCGCAUUUUCUCAUUCAUGGAGCCAGCCUGUCCCGAUUGUUUCUUCGGCACAUGCACAUGUUCAUUUCUUUCUGAUUCGUUGUACUAUAGGAGCGUCAGGGAGAUGGCUCAUGAACCGUUCCUGAAGAAGAUGCUUGCGCUAGGCCAGACGGUCCUUUCUAUGAUGAACAUGCCUAUAGCCAUUUGCGGGGACAUGCGGAUAUAUGAGGACUAUGAACAAUCAUUUACAUCACGAAUUGAGGAGCUGCGCAAGCCGCGGAUUGAAGAGCGAAUGGACUUCAUAGCAAAAAUUAUGCGGAGCCCGGAGGAGCCACAGGAUGUGGACAACCCGUCGCAGCAAAUGCUGACAAGCACGGAGCUGGCCCGAGAAGAGAUGCGAUUAAUUCAAGGAUACUGUAUGCAUUCUCAAGACGGAGAGCUCCGCUUGUUGGCACAGCAUGUUCUGAAGCUAAUCACCUUGAUAUUGGGGGACACAAUUGCAAAGUAUGAUGUCCCUGGGACGGGAAAACUUAUUCUUCGUGACGCACCCCAUAAAAAUAAAAUGCUGGACAAGUCGGAAUUAGUUCUAAUACACUUCAGAGACAGAUGCAUCUGUAUGAGAUCAUAUUCCAACCCCUAA